GGGCUCCGACGCGUCACGUGACCGGGCGAGGCGGGGAUCGCUGCGCGCCGGACUCGGGCCCGCGGCGGCGGCUGCGUCGCGGAGCCAGCUGCAGCACAGAAGUUGUUUGAAAGGUGAAGGAAUGAACACACUGUUGUCCUCUCAUCUCAUACUGAAGUGGACAUCUCUGUUUUCUGCAGCUGAAAUGACUUACUAAGCCUGGAGAGAGCAGGAGAAAUAAAAAGAGGAAGUUUAUGUCUCUAAUUUGUACUUUUUCAUCAGAUACCCAGCAUGGCCUCAUCAGCAACACCUAAAUAUAAUUCAAACUCCUUGGAAAGUUCCUCAAGUAAAAGGACUCUGAAAGAUGGAACUAACUGGGAACAAAAUGAAGAAAUACCUCGUCUGCCAGGAGAGACCAGAGUUACAGACAAGGAAGUCAUUUAUAUGUGUCCAUUUAAUGGCCCUGUUAAAGGAAGAGUGUACAUCACAAACUACAGGCUGUACCUAAGAAGUGUAGAAAAUGAUCCAGUUGUGGUGCUGAAUGUUCCAUUGGGUGUCAUUUCAAGGAUUGAAAAAAUGGGAGGAGCUUCAAGUAGGGGGGAGAACUCUUAUGGAUUGGAUAUAACCUGUAAAGAUAUGAGAAAUUUACGGUUUGCAUUAAAGCAAGAAGGGCACAGUAGAAGAGAUAUAUUUGAAGUGCUUACAAAAUAUGCUUUCCCACAGUCACAUAACUUGCUUUUUUUUGCAUUUGUAAAUGAAGAAAAGUUUUCUGAAAAUGGAUGGAUGGUGUACAAUCCAAUGUCUGAAUACAGGAGACAAGGACUGCCGAACGAGCGGUGGCGAGUAACGUUUAUCAAUGAACAUUAUGGGCUGUGUGACACAUACCCAUCACUCCUAGUAGUGCCAUAUCAUGCAACAGAUGAUGACCUCAAGAAAGUUGCUUCCUUUAGGUCCCGAAAUAGAAUCCCGGUCCUGUCAUGGAUUCAUCCAGAGACUCAGGCUGUUAUUAUGCGUUGCAGUCAGCCCCUUGUUGGGAUGAGUGGCAAGAGGAAUAAAGAUGAUGAAAGAUACCUUGAUAUCAUCAGGGAGGCCAAUGGGCAGAUCUCAAAACUGACCAUUUAUGAUGCUAGGCCCAAUGUCAAUGCAGUUGCAAACAAGGCAACUGGGGGAGGAUAUGAAGGUGAAGAUGCAUAUCCCAAUGCAGAACUUUUCUUUCUGGACAUUCAUAAUAUUCAUGUCAUGAGGGAAUCUCUGAAGAAGUUGAAGGAUAUUGUUUAUCCUAACGUGGAAGAAUCACACUGGUUGUCAAGUCUAGAAUCAACCCAUUGGUUAGAGCAUAUAAAGCUUGUCCUGACAGGAGCUAUUCAGGUGGCUGACAAGGUGUCCUCAGGAAGGAGCUCUGUGCUGGUUCACUGCAGUGAUGGCUGGGACAGAACAGCCCAGCUGACAUCACUGGCCAUGUUGAUGCUUGACAGCUACUACAGAACCAUUGAAGGCUUUGAAGUUCUGGUGCAAAAAGAGUGGAUAAGCUUCGGGCACAAAUUUGCAUCGAGGAUAGGCCAUGGUGAUAAAAAUCAUGCUGAUGCAGACAGAUCACCCAUCUUUCUCCAGUUUAUUGAUUGUGUGUGGCAGAUGUCUAAACAGUUUCCCACAGCCUUUGAAUUCAAUGAGCAGUUCUUGAUCACAAUCCUGGAUCACUUGUACAGCUGCCGGUUUGGUACUUUCUUAUACAACAGUGAGUCUCUGAGAGAAAAAGAGAAAGUCACGGAGAAAACGUUGUCGUUAUGGUCUUUGAUUAACAGUGACAAAUCUAAAUACACCAAUCCUUUUUACACUAAAGAGCUGAACAGAGCACUCUACCCGGUAGCAAGCAUGAGGCACUUGGAGCUCUGGGUCAGUUACUACAUCAGGUGGAACCCAAGGAUCCGACAGCAACAGCCCAAUCCCGUGGAGCAGCGUUACAUGGAGCUCCUUGCAUUACGUGAUGAUUACAUGAAGAGACUUGAAGAACUACAGAUCACAAAUAAUUCCAAGAUAUCCAACUCAUCAGCCUCAUCAGCGUCCCCCUCACAAAUGAUGUCCCAAGUACAAACACAUUUUUGAGGAAAAUGUUUGCUUCAUUCUGUUCUUUAAUAGCAAGUGGUGCUUAACAUAGAUGUAUAGCAUAAAGAGGAAUAUUUUAAUGCCUUACAUUAGGCUGGCCUAACACAGAUUAUUUUAGACUCUCUUCAUUUGAGGAGGACUUCAAAACAAAGAAACCCAACCCUUCAAUUGUGUGCCUUUCAGAACCUGUGGACUGGGAACAUGAUUAAUCAACUUCUAGUUAUGGAGGGCUUUAAGGAUUAUUUUGGGAAGUCUGGUACAAUUGAAAGUAAAUUGAUUUAUUGUUUUCAUAAGACUGCUUUAAUUUAUUACAUUUUAAGUAAUGUUCCUGUAAGGAAAUUCAUGGUCAGUCUUAGAUGUCAUGAAGAAACACAGUAAUGUCAAAAGGAACAUUGACAUUGUAUAAAAUGAGGAGUUCAUGACCUAAAAGUACAUUCUACUGUAAGGUUUCAGAGAGAAGAGUUGAAAUUUUCUGGUGAACUCACAAUUCCAAAUUUUCCUGUAUCAAAACAGAAAUAUGGAAGGGAUUUCAGUGAUGUGCUUCUGAUUAAAAAGUUCAAAUAGCUGAGUAGAUAUGAAAAUUUAAAAAAAUCAUCUUGUUUUGUUUGAAACAAAUCACAAUUGUACUUGAUUCUGAGAAGUCCUGUUUUGCCUAAGUGUUCAGCACUAAAGCAUAUUAUAAAUUAUCACUGCUGGCACUGUUGGUACUUUGGAUUUAUAGAGUUUAAAACAGUUCUAAAAAGGUUUAUAUAAUUAAAAUCAGACCUACAGAGACACUGCAAAUAUCCAGCAAUAGCCACAGUGUUAUGCUUUUACCAAGAAAGGUUGGACCAGAUGAUCCUUGAAGUCCCUUCCAACCUGGUAUUCUAUGAUUAAAGCUUUUUGUUUGUUUUAUGAAAGUAAAUGUGCCUGUUUAAAGGAGCUUUUAUACCAAAGUAGGCAAAAGUUUUCAGUUAAUACUGCUGAAAAUCUGUAUGUUGAUAGCUUAUUGUUUAAUUUAACUUCUGUUCAAGGAAUUUAUUCUUAAGUAUUUAAGAUACUUAAGUGUACAAGAUUUGCUAUUGGUGUGUGCACUUUCUUCUGGUGAAGUUUCAAGCCUUCAUUUCAGAGGCUUCAUGUAAACCUUUAAUUUGUUCCUUUCAGGUAUUUUUUAAAUACUUGCAAGGAUUUAUUAUGAUAGCACAAACCUUGCUACUUGAUAUUUAAUUAAAAAUCUUACAUAUUCUCAGAAAUUUAAUGGUAUUCAGGCAAUCCAGGAAACACUGCAAUUCAGAAUCUGUAGAGGACUCUAAUGUUGUUAUUUUAAAGGAGAUGUUUUGAUGCUUGAGGCUUCUAUCAUUGUAAAUUAUUGUACAUGUGGUGAGUUUUAAUCUGCAAGAUAUAAUAGGAUUAUAUAUAAAUUAAGUUUUGUGUAAGUAUAUAAUAUAGUUUAUUAGAAACUCUGCAAAUUUAUAAAGUGUAAAUAUUUUGCAUAUGAAAACUAAAUUUAAAGCUAUAGUUGCAUAAAGUAAGGCAAAGUUUAGAGGACAACUGAAUAUUUUUAGAAGUGUUUUUUCAUAGGAAUAAAAGUAUACCACCUCUUGAUUUAAUUCAGUAUAUAAACUGAAUUGCACUAUUUUUUCAGGGAAGCUCAGAGCAUAUGGCACGUUGUGUUCAACAAAAACAUUUUUAUGACUUACUUUUGUCCUCUGAAUUUCAUUCUCCCAUCAGUGUUUUUCAUUAUGUUUUCAAAACAAUAAAAUUGUCCCAAAAUCUUGAUUUGUCAAGGUAAAGAUGAUGUAUUACAUCAUAGAAAUGAAAAGGAGAGUCAGUUGCUCAAGAUAUACAUUUUGAAAGCUAUGCAUACUCUGGUAUAUUUGCCUUCUAGUUGUGGUUUAUAAAAAAAGCUGGUUUUAUUAGACUAUUUAAAAUUUCUUUAUUUCAGUUGAAUGCAUUGGUGACAUCUGUGAGCAGUGUGGAGGAGUUAAAAAAAAUCUAAUAGUUUUUACUGCCUAAACACUACAGGCUAACCUAUUGCAUUUGGGAAAGUGUAAUGUAAUGAAGAGGAUCUUUUUGCACUUAUUUCAUGACAUAUAUCCUGUUUUUCAUCUUGCUGGUUAAGUCAGAUUUCAGUCUUUGAAGCUCUCUAACACAGCUCUACGUGAGCUUGGAUUUUUUUUUUCAAGUUGACAGAUAAGUUUUAAAUUCUUAUUUUUACUUAGCAAUAUUAGGCAAGCAUAGGGGUGGUUUAAGCCAAUACUUUCUGAAUAAAGCUACUUGAAAGUUUUUGUGAAGGCAGGCACACAAACUGAUCAAUGUCAACAGGAGAUUUUUCUCCUUUCCACAUCAACACAUGGCCCAGGCUGCCUCUGCCAAGCACUGUGUGGGGCACCUUCCUGCCCCUUCCCUGCUCUUGGUUCCUUUUUGUCACUGUCACACCUGAAACAAACCAGGGCAAGAUGUUCAGAUGAUGAAUGAAAGGGUUUCCAGGCACUGAGUGCCUUUUCCAUGAGGAGUAAGAAAGUUGGCCUGGGAUGUCAACACCAACAGCAAUAAAAAGCUUAAUAUCCAGUCCUAAAUUGCCAUUUUGGGAUGAUAAUUUUAGCCAUUUCCUUUCUGUAUUCUUUCUUCUGUGGAUCCCUGAAGAUAACCCAGUUUUUGUGAUGGGCUUCAUUAACUUAUUUUAAAAGUUUACUUGUUGAUUGCCUUCUUUAUUUGUUUAUGCCUUACCCACCCCAGCAUCAUGGUUAUGGUUAUACCCUACAAAUGCUUUAUGUACUACCUCCUUUUGACGUGUUUUUAAACUCGGCCUUGACUUCAGUUUUGUGUCUGGCAGUGAGCAUUUUGUGUCAUGCUUGAGAGAAAACAGCCUUUUUGUAACCAACCCUCUCCUUGCUCCUCCUUAAUGAACAGCUGGAUACCGCACGCCUCCUCUGGAGCUGGGUCUCACUUAUCAAGCGACUUUUGGGCGGGGAGCGGAGAGUUUACCAUCUGUCUGCCAUGUACGUGUGUGAAGGGAAACACAAAAAAAAUAAAGAUGUCAGCUCUAA
Molecule: messenger RNA, 5111 nt
Organism: Calypte anna (Anna's hummingbird)
Lineage: Eukaryota; Metazoa; Chordata; Aves; Apodiformes; Trochilidae
Gene: MTM1
Product: myotubularin 1
Exons: 16
Coding region: 271-2082 (603 amino acids)
Biological process (GO): dephosphorylation; mitochondrion distribution; muscle cell cellular homeostasis
Cellular component (GO): plasma membrane
Molecular function (GO): phosphatidylinositol-3,5-bisphosphate 3-phosphatase activity
Source: RefSeq, a predicted model, not a curated record